UUGGAGCUUCACAAUUUCUUAGUUUAUGGUGCACGCUCGAGAGUUACGGUUCUCUUAAGAGAAAAGGAAUGCUUCGUGAUAAAUAUACAAUAUAAGUGUUGAUUAAAAGUCUUAUUAAAGUUGGGGACGUGAUAGCAGGAGUCACCAUGGAGAAUCGUGGCAAACGCCACAUUGAGCCGGCUCACAGAAGCCCCAAGGGCAGGAGUCGAAGCCCCCGCCAUAAGACCGUCCAAAAAGAAAAAAAGAAUAUGUUUUUGUUUGGAAAUUUCAUGGAGUGUUUCAGUACAGUUCUGGCACUUUUCACCAACGUCGAACUGAAACAAGAGGAAGAUGAUGAGUGGGAAGUGCCUUUUGAGAUGAUCACUGACCUGACAUACCUUGGAUCGGGAGCACAGGGCGUAGUCUUCAGUGGGAUGCUGCGUGGCGAGAUGGUAGCAGUGAAGAAACUGAGAGACAAGAGCGAGACUAACAUUAAACACCUCAGGAAACUCAAUCAUGAAAAUAUAGUGCGUUUCCGUGGCGUCUGCACAUCGUCCCCUGGCUACAGCGUCAUCAUGGAGUACUGCCAGUACGGUCCGCUGUUCGAGUUUCUGCACAGCGGUGCGUGCUUCGCACCCAAACAGAUCAUCAAUUGGGCCAAGGAUAUAGCGAAUGGCAUGGCCUAUCUGCACAUGCAUAAGAUCAUACACCGUGAUCUGAAGAGUCCCAACAUCUUGAUAGCGGACAACCUAGUGGUGAAAGUGAGCGACUUCGGCACCAGCCGCGUAUGGAACGACGUCAGCGCGAUCAUGAGCUUCACGGGCACCGUGGCCUGGAUGGCGCCCGAGGUGAUCCGCCACGAGCCGUGCUCGGAGCGCGUGGACGUGUGGUCCUACGGCGUGGUACUGUGGGAGCUGCUCACCCAGGAGGUGCCGUACAGGAACCUGGAGACGCACGCCAUCAUGUGGGGCGUGGGCACGGACACCAUCAUGCUGCCCAUCCCGAGCACGUGCCCUGACAGCCUGCAGCUCCUGCUUAAUCAGUGCUGGAACCGCACCCCAAGGAACAGGCCCCCAUUCAAGAUCAUCGCCGCUCAUCUGGAACUCGCCGGCGAGGAGCUCAGCCUGAUUCAGGUGGAAUGCUUCAGCGUGACCCAGGCUGCGUGGCGCAAGGAGGUGCAGGAGGGCAUGAACAAACUCUACAUCAGGAACGAGCAGACCCAGCAGCAGCCCCAGCAGGUGCAGGAGGCGAGCACCCAGCGCCGCGAGGAGCUGCGACAUGCGCGCGAUGUGCGCCACGUGUAUGAGCAACAGCUUACGCGGGCCAAUGAGCUGUACAUGGAGGUGUGCGCUGUGCGGCUACAGCUCGAGGAGCGAGAGAAGGCGAUCGCGGAGCGCGAGAAGGCCCUGAAGGCAUGCCGCUGCGGCUUGAAGAAGCUGAAGCAGUUCCAGCGCCAGACGUCGUCGUCGUCGGACGGCGUGCAGCUGCCGCUGCAGGUCAUCAACGAGGCGCCGCGCCGCCAGAAGAAGAAGAAGGCUGAGGCACAAGCCCAGGCCCAGGCGCAGGUGAUUGUGAGCUACAACGAGGGCCAGACAGUGACCACCGUUGCCGAUGAUUGCGUGUGCAGCGUUGAGAGCCUGCAGAACAACAACCUGGACACGAUCAAGAUCCAGCCAUCGUUCCUGGAGCACAAUGGAAACUUCGAGAAGACCGAUAAUCAGAUUGCUAACGGCAACUAUGUGCCGGAGAUCGCGCACGUUUAAGUUAAUCGUUGUGACCGCCCGCUUGUGAUCUAUGGGCGUUGUAAAGCGGUGGGGGAGGGGUGAUGAUACGAAUGGGUGGGCUGCACAGGGUUAGUGAGCGAGGGUUCGGGAAAUAGUAAGGGGAUUGUGCGAUUAUUGAACGAAUAGGGCAGAUGGUUUGGACUUAGAAUGGGGUGGGUCAAUGGAUAUGAGGAAAAGUUGUAAGGAUUGGGAAAAUGGAGCAGAGGGGGGUGGACUGGACGAAGUAUUUGACUGAAAGUCUGUGUGCUUGGACUGCUUUACGUCCGUUGUGUAUAAAGGACUCGGCCCGCGGGCUCCUGUUCGAACGAGGGAAAGGAUCUCUACAGUUGAUCUCACUACAUUUACUAGAGACGUAACGUUACAACUUCAGCCAAAUGUUAUCGAUAAUUAGACCGUAGGGUUGUGAACAUAAUGCUUAAUCAUGUGUAUACCAUAUGUUCACCAUAUAUACGAAUAUCGCACAGUAGUUAUGUGUUAGUUGUAAUUUUUGAAAUUUCACUGUUUCUAGUAUACUAGCCUUUAGUUUCGUUUCCAGUAGGGCUCUCAGACGGACGCGCCGACUCCCUCACUGCGCAGUCAACGUGCACUAGGUGGUAGGCCUCGGAUGCAAAAGGCCGACUGGGGAGGUACCACCGCAAUGUCUAUUUCAGCCGUCAAGUAACAAUGUCAAACAUUGUUUAUACGGCUUGAAGGACAUUGUAGCCAGUAGAAUCACUGGGCAUCUUGAGACUUAGUGUUAUGGCUCGGGGUAACGGGUGCAGUGCAGGGCCAUGCAUUACUUUGUACUUCAAAGUUUUCAUUGGCCUUGGUGCUGUUUAUAGGCAGGGGUGCCCCUUAACACCAGCUCAGGGACCUGCUCGACCCGUAACUCAAUAAAAGAAAUCUUGAUUCUUUCGGCACACUCAACAUCAUGUAGUGUGUGCUGUGGGUACACUAUGCAGUGUCUGUUGUCGGCAUAAUACAAUAUCUGCAGUCGGUUUGGAUUACAGUAACUAUCGCCACGUAUUUCUUAGGCACCAUACGACUCGAACUUCACCCGACUGCACGCAGUUCAGACUCAACUGCAGUCCGUCUGAUUGAGCCAAUAAUUGUUUUGACUUAUCCAACUUAAAGAAUCCCACAUUCCAUUACAACAUCGAUCCUUUCCCUGUAACUGACUCGUCUUGUCGUUUCCGACUGCAUUUCUACGGGUACCCUGAAUCUCAUACGAUAUUCGUUUUUUCUUACCCAUCAUAGUUAAAAUAAUGUUUCCCAUGAAAACAAAAUGAAAUUUCUGUACAAUUGCUUUUGUAUAAAACAAUUAAACGUUUUCGAUUUCCGUCGCCAUAUUGACUGUAGGACAGGUAACGAGAAACGAAUUGACAUUCGAAUUUCAAAUCUGACAGCUUGUAAAAAGUUUGAAACAAAGAGUAAAUAUUUGGAAUUGUCAUUUUAGAGUUGUUUCCGGUAACAAUAAUUAGGCCCAAUAAUUUUUAGUGAGACAAUAAGGGACCCCUAUUUACCUUCACUUAAAAUAAAUCCUUUACUUAAUGUACCUAUGAAUUAGAUAUUUACACUAAACUUAAGGAGUAAAGUGAUAUUAUAAGUAAACUUAAAAUAUAUAUAUAUAUAUGACGCUUCGUGAAUAUUUUCGCCCGGAGGUUGCGUUUUAUAUCAUUUUUGUGCUAAUAUAUAACGAGUUUGAUUUGUCUGGUAUCAAAUAAUUAGUGUAAGUGUUAGAUUAAGUUUUUUCCUGGUUGGAAACUGGUUGGCAGACAUUCUACAUGCUAAUUGAGAUGUAGAUUAAUUAUUGAAUAAUCCAUUGAAUCUCCCUUAUACAUCAAAUUUCAUGAGGUAGGAAGUCCAAAGCGUGGACACAAUUUCCACUGGGCCAAACAUGAUUGAGGUGGUGGUGGGACCGUGCCAUUUGACAUGAGUUGCCCUCGAAGAUCAGACGUGGCGGCGUUCAAUACAUGCACCUUUUCUCCUUGGUUCCGCCAUCGCCACGCCUUUGCGACACUUUACGGUCAAAACACAGAUGCUCAGUUUCUUUCCAGGGUACCAUUUUAUUUUAUAUGAAUUUACAUUUUGUAUUAUUUUUAGUUUUAGCUGGCCUAAAACACGUUGUUUUUUUUUUAUGUAACGCGCCUUGGUUUCAAGGAUUGCUCAUUAGUAUUAGUAUAGUUUUUGCAUGAAUUAUUUAGCGGCAAAUCGAUUCUCUGCCCUCUGGUUUUUGUAUUUCGUGACUUUCUGAUGAUGCGUACUUUUAUGAAGUAUUGGUUUUUCUGGAUAUAACUAAACAAAAUAAUUUACAUUUACAAAUAGAUUCACGUAAUUUUAAAAAUUGCAAAUAUUCUCAAUUGUAAUGCAGUUCAUACACCGACGACCUUUGUAGUUUUGGGGCUAUCGUUGCUCCUAGACUUUGGGUCCCGCAUUCUUUCCCGGUCGGAGCAUACCUUAAAAUUAAUUGUAUGUUUUCGAGUCGAUCGUAUGUCUAGCCUUAACUCAGAUUGCUUGAAGCUUUUGUUUAAUCUGUAAAUACGUCGAGUCACUAAACUGAAUCUCAUUGCUCAAAAUGAAAAGGUGGAUAAAAAUUGUUCACACCAAAUGCUCGAUUUACGCGGACACUAAAAUUGUAUUCAGGGUUGAAAGGGGUUUUAAUGUUUUUUUAAAAAGGAUAUCAGAUUUUUUAUUAAUUGAUAAAUUAGAUAAAGAUCAAAAUUAUGACGUGAUCUCAUUAUUUAUUUUAUUUUUCUGUGAUAUUUUUCUUUUUGUGAUAUUAGUUAAGGGUUUGACGGAUAUAGUGAUCUAAAUUAAUUAUCCGCGUAAAUGGAGUAUUGGUUGUUUGGAGAAAGAGGAAUGCAUUUGACUAUAAUAAAGAAAUUAGACAGUAUUCUUAAACUCUUUGUGUAAAAGUGACUUGACAAAUCUCAUUUAAUUUAUCUUAAAUUAAUUAAACCUUCGUGCGACUCGGCCAGAGGGUCGCGAUCCCCGCAUGUCCCCCAUGGGGCCGUAUCGACCACCGUCGUGUACGCGGAAGCCCAAAAUAUCAGGGUAAUUAACAAAAUGUUGUCAACAAAAACCGAAUUUAAAAGUUUUUUGUGCAAUGCCUGCCGACGAGUGAGGUUUAUUUGAUAUAAACGUUCAUUUCCCACUUCUUUUAUAUUUUGAAAUGUAAAUUGAAUUACGGAAGGAAAGUAUAUUUUUGUAAUGAUUACUACACGCUUAGGAUGUCGCUAGCGGUGCGGGGUUGUGGUCUUUGUGAUAAAUUAUAUAUCUUUAAAGUAUAUGAAAAGUAUUUUUGCUAUAACAAGUAUCGCAUUUUACGAUUUUUUUUCCACCUCGCGUGAUAUUUAUUUUUAUCGUUUAAAUUCUUUCAUUUACAUUCAAAUGUUUUGGUAAAAUUUUUCUUUAUUAGGUCAUGCGAGACUUAAAUAAGAUUUUGGCAUAUAAAUGUACACGCCCUGUACAAAUCUAUAUUUCUCGCGACUUUACAGAAUGUAUGUGUAGUAAUAAGGGAGAAGAAUUAUUAAAAUUAAAUAAAAUGACAUCCGGAUUACUUUAGACCCAGUUUUUUGGUACUUAAUACUUUGGUAAUGUAUUUUCUGUGUGUUUAUAGUAAUUUAUGGUUACCAUAACGUGCGCACGAGUGUGCACGUCUUUAGUAAUUUCCAGGCUGAGUACAGUGGCGGUUACAGGUCAUGGGGGGCUUUUUUAGCAAAACAAUGUAGAUUUCUCAUAAAUUUAAUAACCCUAUUUUAUGUUAUCCUUUUUGUACCACUGGUUAUUUAAUUUAUGGAGAGUUAAGAUUUAAUUCAUAAGAGUUUUGGCCCCCUACGCCCACCCCCUGGAUCCGCUCCUGGUUACAAAUAAUAGACUGCACUUAGUCUGAGCUUUUUAUGUCACUUUACCAAGUUUAUUAACUUGUCUACUUAAGUAUUUUAUAUCUUAUGAAUUUUUAGAAAAAAUCUGUGUCGGUUGAGACGAUAGUGCGUGUCAAACCGACGGACUGUGUCGCUAUAUAUAAACAAAAUAUAGUUAACUGGAAUAAAAUCAUAUUAAAAUUGUAUGUAAAUAUAAACAGCGGGUCUUAAAAUAAUUAGAGAUUUUAAAAAUAAAUGGUGCAUUAUUGAUGUGUACUGGGCACCAUGAUUAUAUAGUUCUGGAUGAUUUAAUCACAAGCGUCAUGUCUCUCUCAAAUAUUAUGUAUCCACAUUGCGUAUACGCAUAUAUCUACUUAUAUGUUACCCAUCCGUUGUGUUAGACCGCUGUUGUAUUAGUGGUUGUGUGUUUAAUAUAUAACAUAACCUCGUAGUCUAGUUUAAAUAAAUAGAUAUGUGUCAAUAUUUGUUGACUUGGUAUUUUUAAUGUUCACGAGUUUUGCUGAUAUUUAAAUAUUAUAUUACAAUAGAUCUGUAAUUAGAUAAGCUUUACCAAUGAUCUGGUAUGUUUUUUUGUUUUUUUACAGACUACUUUUUAAUCAGUAUAGUUUUUUUUUUCAUCUUUUUUUGUUUUUUUUUUAUGGGAUUUUUUUUUUAUAUGGUGUUGGAAGAGGCAGCCAUUUGGCAUUUUUAUUAUACAUUUUUAUACUUUCUAAAAUUUAUAUCUGAUUUAUAUAAACGUUAGGUAAUAUUAGUCUAUAUUACUCUGUUUCCAUAGUAUAUUAAUGUAUCUAGUCGUAGUUACAACAUAAUUUAACAGUAAGCAUGUGUUGAUUGGUCUAAAUAAAAUCUUGACA
Molecule: messenger RNA, 6480 nt
Organism: Manduca sexta (tobacco hornworm)
Lineage: Eukaryota; Metazoa; Arthropoda; Insecta; Lepidoptera; Sphingidae
Product: mitogen-activated protein kinase kinase kinase 12
Exons: 8
Coding region: 147-1742 (531 amino acids)
Biological process (GO): protein phosphorylation
Molecular function (GO): ATP binding; JUN kinase kinase kinase activity
Source: RefSeq, a predicted model, not a curated record